AUGUCAACUAUUAAUAAACCUAAAAUAUUAACAGUUGGAACUGGUGCUGUUGGUGCGAUUUACUCUUGGAGACUUUCAAAAUCUUGUCAUCUCACCACCGUCUGUCGUUCUAAUUAUGAAACUGUCAAAAAAGAAGGUUUUGAGAUUGAUUCUGCCAAGUUUGGAAAAGAAAUAUUUCGACCCGAUAAUGUUGUUCAAACUGUGUCUGAAGCGAUUACUCCUGAAAUUCCAUAUUAUGAUUACAUUCUUGUUACAUUAAAGGCAUUACCGGAAUGUUAUGAUGUAGCAGAUAUUAUUGCACCUGCUGUUACCUCAGAAAAAACAACGAUUGUUCUCAUACAAAACGGUCUCGGCGUGGAGGAGCCUAUUGUUCGUCAAUUCCCUAAUAAUCCUUUGAUUUCUAUUGUAGCCUACAUAGGCACCUCACAGACAAGACCUGGGAAAAUUCUCAUGGUUGGUAACGAAUCUUUAAUUAUAGGUCCUUAUUUGCAAGCUAAAACGAAUUCUGAUGUGGAACGUGCUGAUUUUAUCGAGAUUUUAAAAGAGGGAGACGUUGAUGUUCAGCUAGUGGAUGAUGUUGAACGUGUACGUUGGCAAAAAUUAUUCUGGAAUGCGGCUUUCUCGCCUGUAUGUGCUUUAACAGGUAUGAAUACAACUCAGCUUUUAGCCAACAAGGAGGCCAUGCGUGUUGUCAAACUAGUCAUGAAGGAAGUCAUUGAAUCAGCAAAUGCAUACGGAUAUGGAUUUAAUCCCGAAGAACAAAUACAUAAUAUGAUUACUAGAACUGAAACAACUGCAAAGAAUUAUAAGCCAUCCAUGCAAUUAGACAAGGAACGUUCGAGUCCUAUGGAGAUUGAGGUUAUUCUUGGUGUACCACUCAAAAGAGCAAAGGCAAAAGGCUUACAGGUUCCAAAUUUGGAACUUAUGCAUUCUCUUUGCAGUGCAACGAAUGCACUUAUUAUGUGUAAUUCAGUAUAG
Messenger RNA from Cokeromyces recurvatus, 978 nucleotides. Its product is annotated as 2-dehydropantoate 2-reductase. Bases 1 to 978 code for a protein of 325 amino acids. Gene Ontology annotation, biological process: pantothenate biosynthetic process. Gene Ontology annotation, molecular function: 2-dehydropantoate 2-reductase activity. Gene Ontology annotation, cellular component: cytoplasm. The transcript is spliced from 5 exons. NCBI's taxonomy places the organism in Eukaryota, Fungi, Mucoromycota, Mucoromycetes, Mucorales, Mucoraceae. The record is from RefSeq and is a predicted model, not a curated record.